UCAAGAGUUUUGACCAUUUUCGGUUUGCCCCGAUUUAUUCACAUCGAUAGAGCUGCGAGCGAAGUGUAGGUCAGUUUACCGACUGUUUGUGUGAAGAUUUUUUCUGCCGCUGCUACAAAGAAUUUAUGUUCGUUCCCGCUUGAUUCAUUACGCAUACGCUUUCAGAUCUAUAAUUUUCAUCGCAGCCACUAAACCCAUCACAAAAGACAGAAUGCUCGCCCUCCCCGAAGCCUCCUCCGGGCUAAUAUCGGACCAACAAGCCGACACUUUUUCCCGCCCAAUCGAGAAACUAUCCGAGGAAACGAUUAACCAAAUCGUAUUGAGAAGAAAAAUCCCCCCUCCCCAUAUUGAAAACGCAUUCGUCUGAAAAUUUGUGAUGCAGAUUUGAGGUCACAAAUCCUGUCUGUCUUGCAAGAAGGCAAAGCCAGAGAGUCCGCCGCAUUGUGCCGGCGGUUUGUGAUGCUGCUGGGCUUACAGAGCCGACAUCUGCCAUGCUAGUCCCCUACGUCAAAACCUCUCGACCCAGGCUUGGCAUAUGCCUGCAGUCCUCUCCAGCAAGACAGGCCUGAUUUGUGUACGGGAAUCCAGCAUCAGAAACUUCGUUUCGAUAUGGGGAGGGGGGAUUUUUCCCUUUGAUAAAUCGCCGCUGGGGAAGUGGUGAUCCGGCCUUGCAACGCGUUGAAGGAGCUGAUAGAAAACAGCAUCGACGCGGGGUGCUACAAUAUCAACAUCACCAUCGGCGAGGAGAAGGUUUUCACGAGCGCGACAAGCAGUUCCAGUUCGUCUAAACAACAAAAGUACAACCUCCUGCAGGUGAAGAUUGAAGAUGACGGACACGGCAUUCAAAAGCAGGACCUACCGAUUCUGUGCCACCGGUUCACAACGUCGAAGUUGAAGCAGUACAAGGACCUCCAAACGAUUUCCACGUUCGGGUUCCGGGGGGAAGCGUUGUCUUCCUUGUCCCAUUCGGCGAGGGUUACGGUUGUGACGAAAACGAAAACAGCGAAAUUAGCGAGCGAAGCGAAGUACUUGAACGGAGAGUUGGUUUCAUCUUCAGGGAACAUCAAUAGCAACUACACAAGCGGUAGUACCAGUAACGGCAUCAAGCAGAUUUCCUUCACAAAUCACGCUUUGAUCCGGCAACAACUCUCGGGCACGACGAUUGAAUUCUCCGAUCUCUUUUUCAACAACCCAGUCAGACGGGAGAUUUUCAAACAACGAAAUUCCAUCUCGGAUGAAUAUAGGAAAUGUUUAGAAAUUGUCCAGAAUUACGCCAUCCACUACCCGAGUGUGUCCUUUUCCAUCCGGAAAGGUAAUGUUGGGAACACGGUGGGUGGGGAUUUGUCCAGCGCGAUGAACAAGCCGUUCGAUCUGAAAACGCCCGGGACGAUCUUCACGAAGAAGGAAAACGUGAUUGGAAUGGUGUUGCCGGCGUAUGGAAGAGGAUUAGGAGGAGCUUUCUCUAGCAGUGGCGGCGGCGGUUCUGGUUCAAGCUCGUCUUCCUCCUCGUCUUCGCUUCUAGAUUUAACCAUCUGCCCAGGAGAGGAAGAUGUCGAUGACGAAUUUGAAGUUGAAAACAACCUAAAAAAUCACGACAGUAUAUUCGACGACGAAAAGGAUUUCACGUCUUCCAGCAAUUCCUUGCACGGUUUGAAAAUCCACGCGAUUAUCUUAUCAAAUGCAAAUAUGUCUGGGUCUUGACGGUGGCAACUUGUCAUGGUAAAUCUGAAGCAUGCAAAAAUCUGUGUUGCAUGAGUGCCAAAAGCUGUCCACCUUUGACCAAGUUGGAAGGGAGUUUCUCAUGCAGGAUAGGCAUGGCAGAGACCUCGCAGAGUCUGUCAUGCUAAGUCCCGCAUUCCAGACCUCAUGGGUCAUGGAAAAUCUGCAUGACAAGUUUACACUUUUCCAGACCCAGACAUUUUUGCACUUGAUAUAUCUCCGAUUUGAGCAACGCGACCGCCUCCGCGAUGGGGGCAUCGAAUUCGAACCCCGCGAACAGCCAGAAAUUGAUAUCGAGUGCAAAUAUGUCUGGGUCUGGAAACUUGUGAUGCAAGGAAGGGAACAGUGAGCACCCUGUAAGGCGCUGCCAAGCAUGACAGGUUCUUCGUCUUCCGUGGUUCUGAGUUGCGUACUCCGCAUGAGAAACUGCGUUUCUGCAUGACAGGCAGGCGCAGGAGGAGCUUCUCGCGGCCACGCAAUACAGAUUUCAGAUUCAUGCCCGACUAGCAUGACAAAUUUCGCAGCCUCCCAGACUCAGACAUAUUUGCACUUGAUAAUUGAUAUUGUUUGUCAACAACCGACUGGUGGAAAACCAAAGCAUUCUUCGCGCCGUCCGGGAAGGGUACAAGCAGGCGACUGCGAUCUCCGAGUCCGCGAGCGGGUUUUCAUCCUCCUCGAAUACCGCGCAGGGUUCCACUGCCGCGAAUAUGACGCGGUUUUUCGUCUACAUGGAUUUGAAAAUCGAUGGGUCGGCGGUGGAUGUUAAUAUCCACCCGACGAAAAAGGACGUGCACAUGCUGGACUCGAAUUUGAUUUGUGAUUUAUUGCAGCGAAGGAUCAAGGAAUUGCUGAAGGAGAAAUCGACUGAUAACCGGACGCUGGCGAAUUUGGGGAUAAAAACAUCGAAAAGUAGUAGUAGUGCUGCUGUCACGACGAAGAGCUGGGAUAUUGUGAAAAUCACGAGCAAUUUGCGGAAAAUCAAGGAAGAGGGGGAGGAGGAGGGGGACGAUGCAGAUCAGGGGGCCGGCCAAGGAGAUUCUCAACUCGUCGAGUCGCAGCAAUCGACAGCACAGAUGAAUAACAAAAAGCGGAAAAUCGAAGGCCGAGAUGACAAAAAGGACGACAACUUCGACCCUUUAAGCAAGCACGUUACCCGGGUCCGGAACGACACGAAGCAGCCAUCGGUCAAGGAUUUCUGGAACCAAAUUACGUCCACGCAGUUGCAAAAUCUGCUGAAGUUCACCUUUCACGAGAAAUUCGUGCGGAAACACAUCGUGCCGCUUGUGUCCUCUACUUCUGGAGCAUCAUCUUCUCAGACUGCGGCGACAGGAUUGUCGCAAAACUCAGCAGGGGUCGUUGGACAACAAGGAAUAUCUCGGGGCGGCGACGCAGGUGGCGGUGAGGAGAACGAAACAAAUAAGAGCGGCCAACAAGAAACGAGAAGCAAUCCCUUCCUCCAUUACUACGAAAAGCAUUUGAACAACGCGACCUAUUCCGAGGACUUGACCCGGAAAUUGCAGCAAUCCAUUUGGAUCGGGGUGGUGAACGAGGAGAAAGUUUUGUUGCAGACCGGGCCGCGGUGCGUAUUGGUAAAUUUGAAAAUCAUCGCGGAGGAAGCAACGUUUCAGCUUUUGUUGUUGCUGGCUUUUCGGGCCUUUGAAAAGCGGAAAAACUUGUACAUGGCGGUUGCGGCUGAGAGUAAUGAUGCAGCAGGAGGAGGCGCAAGAACCGCAAAUACUUCUACUUCCACUUCCCUUCUUCCACUACUGAAGCUAGGUGGAGGAGCAAGCGGGAAGACGGGGACUGCUGCCGUAUCCCAGAAAGGCACCAGUACUCUUACCGGGUUGAGCUUGCGCAGGUUGCUGGAGUUGUCUGGUUGUGGAGCGUCGUCGUCUGAUGGAAGGCCAGCUGGGUUCCAUGCUUCUUCCACCGAUGAGAAGGAGAACGAGGAAAAUCACAGGCAGGAGAAAGAUCAUGCCGAUCAGGAGAAAGAAAGUGAUGAGCAGAGCAGGAAUGCAGAAAGAAGCCAGACCAUCCAGAAGAUCGCGCAGACGUUCAAUGCGCACAAGCAGUUCCUUGCUGACAAUUGUGGAAUCCAUUUCUAUCCUGUUGCAGAUGAAAGAAAGGAAGAAGGAGAUGGAGCUGCUGCUUCUCAUGCGGAUCAGAAGCAAGACCAAGACACCGCUGAGUCUGAAACACCAGCAACAGAUCUUUUUCUGACCCACCUCCCGAACCUGUACUGCUUCCGGACGGUGGACAUGAAGAAGCUGUUGUCGCAGUUGCCGGCGUUUCUCGCGGAUAUCGCGGUGCUAUUGCUGUCAGGGAAGACAAAGGGUGAAAAACCAGCGAUAAUAUCACCCGUUUCGCAUAACAAAGUGCAGCACGAGAAAAUCUUUCGGCGGGUCGCAAAGUUCGUUUGCAAUGCGGUGUUGCCAAGAAACGGUUCAACGGCGACAGUGAGUACUAGCACCACCUCGAGCAAUACAAACCUCACUUCCCAAUCCCAGCAUCAGCAGCAGCAGCAACCCGACCCCGCAAUCGAAACCCUCCUGCACGAGCAGUGGCGGACGAUCCAUCUGGCGCCCUGGUUCCGCGUGCCGAAGCGGUUUGAGUGCAAAGAAGUAGAGGGUGAAGUGAAACUUUCGAAGGGAAAGAAUGCCAACACGCAACUUGAAGAUGCGAUGGAAGCAGGCGGCGGGCGGAAGUUUGCGGGGAAAAUCGUGCAUGAGGUGGUGAAUUUGGACCAAAUUUACAAAACCUUCGAACGGUGCUGAGAAUCAUGGUUUUUGCGCAAUUUGUGCGGGUUCUUCUUCGCAUGCACCAUACACAGUACUGCGAC
Amoebophrya sp. A120 is the source of this 4558-nucleotide messenger RNA. Lineage: Eukaryota; Dinophyceae; Syndiniales; Amoebophryaceae. The record is from the annotation of a GenBank genome assembly.